UUUAGAAAAUCUAAAUUUAAAAAUUGGUUUUUCCAUGAUGGCAUCUGCUAAUUAUAGCAGAAAAAUGGCAGAUUUAGUGAAAGACCGGGAUAGAAAUAGUGCCAAUAAAGAAGGAUUGAGUUGUUCAGAUGGACAGCAGAGGAUUCCCAGUUCUGGAAAAGAUGUGGAUGGUGAGAAGAGGAAAUUUGAAGAGGAGGAGGAUAUUGAUGGAGUUGCCCUGGAUGACUCUGAGCCAAAGAAACAGAAAGUGAAUGUUGGGUUCACCAAAACCUUUGGAUCACUGAAAACUUUAAAAUUCAAUGAAAAGAAGAACCCAGCACCUAUUACAAUUAAAUUGGGGUCUCAGAAAGCAAAAGAAGGGAAACCAAUUUUACAAAAAGCAAGUGCCUCAGUCGCGUCUGCAUUCAAUCAAGAAAGUGAUGAAGAAGAAGAAAUGCCUCCAGAAGCUAGAAUGAGAAUGAGAAAUAUUGGAAGGGAUACACCAACAUCAGCUGGACCAAAUUCAUUUGGUAAAACAAGGCAGGGAUUUUGUGAUUCUAAGAAAGUCUUUGAACGUCAGCUAAAAGAAAAAAUGGAGCAGUUAGCUGAUGAAUAAAACGAAUUUCUACAUCUAAAGCAUUUGUAAAUUCUUCACAUUGUCAUGCCUAGUCUUGUCUGCAAUACUUUUCUGUAGAUAACUGAUGUAUUUGGCCCUGUGUUUGCUUUCUAAUGUACACUACUGUCAUGUAAAGUAUAUCUCAUUAACUACUUGUUAAAAAUUUUAUCUGUAAAACAAUUGAACAGUUCUGUAUGGCCACAAAUAAAGAUGUAAAUUUA
Molecule: messenger RNA, 816 nt
Organism: Argiope bruennichi
Lineage: Eukaryota; Metazoa; Arthropoda; Arachnida; Araneae; Araneidae
Product: PEST proteolytic signal-containing nuclear protein-like
Exons: 5
Coding region: 35-595 (186 amino acids)
Biological process (GO): proteasome-mediated ubiquitin-dependent protein catabolic process; protein ubiquitination
Cellular component (GO): nucleus
Source: RefSeq, a predicted model, not a curated record